AUGUCAACUAAUGAAGAAAAAGAAAUGGAAGAGGAUGAGAUAGAAGAGACGUCAUUGACGGAAAAUAAAGAAAAUUUCAGAUGGUCUCAUGCGGCAAUUAUGCUGUUAUUGGAAGAAUACAGACUGCGAGAAUCUUCCAUGUCUUCUGGAAAAAUGAGUCAUAAGAAAGCAUGGGAUAAAAUUGCGCGAGUAAUGAAUGUUAAAGGAUAUGAUGUCUCGGGUAAACAAUGCAUGACAAGGAUUAAUACAAUGAAGCGAACAUAUAAAACGGUCAAAGAUCAUAACGGAAGAUCUGGUAACAAUAAGCGCACUUGGAAAUAUUACGACGCCAUGGAAAGUCUUCUUGGCCGAAAACCAUAUAUGGAACCGUUGACAACCAUUUCGUCAAGUGGAUCUGUAACAUCGAGGCCUGAAAGGCCGGACUCUCGAGGUAGUAGCAGCAGUAGUGUCUCUACCUGUGAAUCCGGUGAAGCUCCUCGUAAACGUAAAGCCACUGAUCAACCAGCCAUCAUACAAACGCUAAUAGAAAAGCGCCAAAAAGCUGAGGAAGAAAAAGCAAAGAGACACAAAGAAAGGAUGGAAAUGGGAAACAAAAUGUUGGCAAAACUGGAUAAACUUCUAGAGAAGAAGUAAAUACCUCAAUGUUACAGAACC
This is a messenger RNA of Temnothorax curvispinosus, 654 nucleotides long. RefSeq lists its product as uncharacterized. The transcript is spliced from 4 exons. The record is from RefSeq and is a predicted model, not a curated record. Lineage: Eukaryota; Metazoa; Arthropoda; Insecta; Hymenoptera; Formicidae. The coding region runs from base 1 to 633 and encodes 210 amino acids.